Messenger RNA from Austrofundulus limnaeus, 3097 nucleotides. RefSeq names its product luteinizing hormone/choriogonadotropin receptor (gene lhcgr). Gene Ontology annotation, biological process: hormone-mediated signaling pathway; ovarian follicle development; ovulation cycle process. Bases 469 to 2532 code for a protein of 687 amino acids. Gene Ontology annotation, cellular component: plasma membrane. The record is from RefSeq and is a predicted model, not a curated record. Gene Ontology annotation, molecular function: luteinizing hormone receptor activity; G protein-coupled peptide receptor activity. The transcript has 11 exons. Lineage: Eukaryota; Metazoa; Chordata; Actinopteri; Cyprinodontiformes; Rivulidae.
GUAGAUUUACAUCCAGCGAUGACUUUCUGAGAGUUUCAUUYCAACUCGUCCACGAGAUAUUUUGCUAACAGACAAUCGAAGUCACCAAAUCCACAAUAUGACAGACAAAUGACAGAGCUAUCAAGAUCACCUCCCACUAAACGUCACAUCUGUGCUGCUCAGCCACGGGGAAAAAAAAACCUGCCAGUGUUUCAGUCUGAUAAAACUUCUGCAGGGGGUGAGCAAGUUCAAAAUCACGACGACACCUUCUGGCAGCAGCAGAUCCAACGCUCCCUGAGAGAGGGAGACAGUUUAGCCUUGUACCUUUGGCCUGCUUUGAUAAAGUCUCUCUUUUCUUUUUUUUCCUCCUGAGUAGUGUUUUAUCAUCUACUUGAGGAAGACGCAGCAGAGUUUGUGUGUGUUGUUGUUUUUUUAUUUAUAUAUUUAAAUAGUGGUUUUAAACUGAGCCCUGGCCCGGUGUGACACAUCAUGGCUCUCCGGGUGYUCUGGCUCCUGCUCGUGCUGUCCGCUAUCCCGACCGCGCGCCUCUCGGGGGCUUAUACCUGUCCGCCCAUCUGCCGCUGCACCGCCGACUCGUUCCAGUGCAACAGAGACACACAGCUGGCCAAGACUGGAGCAACAUCUGGGCAUCGACUAAGACUCACCCACCUGCCCUUGAAACGAGUUCCCAGCCAUGCCUUCAAGGAGCUGCUCAACAUUACCAUCAUAGAGAUCUCCCAGAGUGAUUGCAUCACACACAUCCAGAGACACGCCUUCCUCUCCCUCCACAGUCUGGCACAGAUUUUUGUGCAGAAUAUCAACAGUUUGAGAGUUAUUGAGAAGGGUGCCUUCACCGACCUGCCCAGGCUUGAAUACAUGAGCAUCUCAAACACAGGCAUCGUUCACUUCCCAGAUUUCAGCAGCAUCUGCAGCUUGGCACCAAACAUUAUUCUAGAAAUGGCAGACAACAUGAUGAUCGACGUUAUUCCUGCCAAUUCCUUCCGGGGAAUCACUAAGGAGUACGUCUACAUGAACCUGGUUCGGAGCGGCUUCAAGGAAAUCAAGUCUCAUGCAUUCAACGGGACCAAGCUGAACACGCUAAUUCUGCGAGACAACAGGUAUCUCAGUCACAUCCAUCAAGACGCUUUUGAAGGAGCCACAGGUCCGAAUCAUCUGGACGUGUCUUCCACAACGCUGAUUUCCCUCCCACCUAAAGGGCUGAACCAGGUGCGGUCUCUGAAAGCCAGCUCUGCGUUCUCUCUGAAAAGCCUCCCUCCGUUAGAAAGCCUCGCCGAGCUGCUGGAGGCCGAGCUGACGUACCCCAGCCACUGCUGCGCCUUUCACACGUGGCGCCGGAAACAACGGGAAAGUGCCAAAAACUUGACCAAGUUUUGUGAUCUCAGUGGAACAGGAAUAGAGCCCACUGAUGACGGCAUGAGUCUUAUCAACGACGUCAACUUUCAGUAUCCAGACUUCGACUGCCUCAACAGCCCCUUCGUCACGUGCACCCCGAAGCCAGACGCCUUCAACCCCUGCGAGGACCUGCUGGGCUUUGCCUUCCUGCGCUGCCUCUCCUGGAUCAUCACGGUUUUCGCCGUUUUCGGAAACCUGGCCGUCCUCGUGGUGCUGCUGGUCAGCCACCGCAAGCUGAGCAUCUCGCGGUUCCUCAUGUGCAACCUGGCCUUUGCCGACCUGUGCAUGGGGCUCUACCUGAUGCUGAUCGCCGCCGUGGACCACCACUCCCGCCACGAGUACUACAACCACGCCACCUACUGGCAGACGGGGCCCGGGUGCGGCGCGGCGGGGUUCCUCACCGUGUUCGCCAGCGAGCUGUCUGUGUACACGCUGACCAUCGUCAGCCUCGAGCGCUGGCACACCAUCACCAACGCCAUGCACGUCCAAAAGAGGCUGCGCAUGCGUCACGUGGCAGCCAUGAUGGCGUCAGGCUGGGCCUUCUCUCUGCUGGUCGCCUUGCUCCCUCUAGUGGGCGUCAGCAGCUACAGCAAGGUGAGCAUCUGCCUGCCCAUGGACAUCGACACACUGGGCUCCCAGGUUUAUGUGGUGGCCGUGCCCAUCACCAACGUGGUGGCUUUCCUGGUGGUGUGCUACUGCUACAUAUGCAUAUACCUCAGCGUCCGCAACCCGGAGCARGCCACCCGCCACGGCGACACGAAGAUCGCCAAGCGCAUGGCCGUGCUCAUCUUCACAGACUUCCUGUGCAUGGCGCCGAUCUCCUUCUUCGCCAUCUCCGCCUCGCUGCGCAUGCCCCUCAUCACCGUGUCCCACUCGAAGAUCCUGCUCAUCCUUUUCUACCCCAUCAACUCCCUCUGCAARCCUUUCCUGUACACCAUCUUCACCAGGGCCUUCAGGAAGGACGUGUGCCGCCUGCUGGGCCGCUGCCGCUACGCCGGCUCCGACUUCUACCAAUCGCAGACGCUGGCGUCGCAGCAGACCUGCUCCAACAAGGCGGACGACAGGAAAAACCCCUCGCUCAGCUUUUACGCCCACCACCUCAAGGUGAAGGGCUGCUUUCUGAGUAAGGGAGCGACAUGACUGUCGGUGUAAGUUAAAAAACAAUAUUUACUCACUGUAACUGAAGCACUCGAGGUUUUCGAUGUUUUGUGUUGUACAUAAAAGAUCAACCAGUUCAGUUUGCAAACUGAGAACGCCAUCAUGUGAAGCCUGGAGCCACAUUUCUGUUUGUCCUCAGGCAGAAAAAAGGAGCAGAUGUCCGGAGAAGGGAUAAAAGAAUAGAGUAUUUUUAGAAAGGUACUCACUGCAAAGCAUGAAAUCAAAUGUAAAAAAAUAAGAAAAUCUUAUGAACUUUUUGGUUUUCCUGGCACAAAUGGAACCCCAUAGAUAUCCACGUUGUGAAAUGUGGGUAUGCAGUUAAUGAAAACAAAACCAUUAUAAUAGUUUAUUCUUGGUUAAAGUAUCAAAACUGCAUUUUAAAUGUUGCCAUUGCUGACUUAUUUUCAGUCUUUGUUUUCAUAGUUMAAUCUGGUUAAAUUUAUUUAAUAAACUUGCAAAACUUGUGCUUUUGUUUCUUAAAUUUUGUAGACUGGCCUUCACUCCAGUGAGUUACCUUUUUAAAAAAUCAGAUCACUGUAUGAUCAAC